AUGGGUGAGGCCAACAACACAGCAAAAGACACGUUUUUCCUAGUGUCCUUUUCGGACUUUCCGCAGUUGCAGUUAAUCCUCUUCGUUUUGAUACUUCUAAUGUAUAUUAUAAGUGUAACUGGGAAUUGUGCAAUUAUUGUCCUAGUUAAGGUGGAUCCAUCUCUUCAUACCCCAAUGUAUUUUUUUAUAAGCGCUUUUGCAACUUUGGAAAUUUUAUUUGUUUCUGUCACUGUUCCAAGGCUCCUGUCUAGUCUUAUUUCUACCAGCAAUUCCAUAUCUUUCAUUGUUUGUUUUGCACAAUUAUAUGCUUUCAAUGCUUUAGGGGUGACCGAGUGUUGUCUCCUUGCUGUCAUUGCCUUUGAUCGAGAUUUGGCUAUCAACAACCCCUUACGGUAUUCAGCCAUCAUGACUCGUGAAUUCUGUGUCUGGCUGGCCAUUUUACCGUGGAUUGGUGGCUUCAGCAUUGGAUUAAUCCCCAUUAUCUUUACAGCCAGUUUAAACUUCUGUGGUUCUCAUGAAAUUAACCAUUUUUACUGUGACUUGUCAGCUUUGCAGACUCUAUCUUGUUCUAGCACUUUAGUUGGGAAUGUGGUUACAAGCUUUAUCACUGCCCUGGCUGGAUUAGUCCCAUUCCUGAUUAUUAUUGGAUUCUACAUCCAUAUUAUCGUAACUGUUUUCAAAAUGAAGAGUGCCGAAAGCAAGCAGAAAGCGUUGUCCACCUGUUCAUCCCAUCUUGUGGUAGUCAGCCUAUUUUAUGGGACUGUUAUCAUUAUGUACAUACGACCUCGAUUCAGCCAUUAUGACAAGUUUCUUGCCCUCAUAUACACAGUCAUCAUACCGCUGCUGAACCCUUUUAUUUAUACCUUAAGAAAUCGGGAUGUAAAGGGAGCUAUUAUGAGAGCAAACCUGUAA
This is a messenger RNA of Pelobates fuscus (common spadefoot toad), 912 nucleotides long. Its product is annotated as olfactory receptor 5AN6-like. Lineage: Eukaryota; Metazoa; Chordata; Amphibia; Anura; Pelobatidae. Gene Ontology annotation, biological process: G protein-coupled receptor signaling pathway; detection of chemical stimulus involved in sensory perception of smell. The record is from RefSeq and is a predicted model, not a curated record. Gene Ontology annotation, molecular function: olfactory receptor activity; G protein-coupled receptor activity. The transcript has a single exon. The coding region runs from base 1 to 912 and encodes 303 amino acids. Gene Ontology annotation, cellular component: plasma membrane.